CUGAAUUCAUGAUUGAUUGAAUUCUGGUGUUGAUUGUUUCCAUCUUGGGACCUUUUGAUCAUUUUGAUGUUCUCUUAAGGCUACUCUAAGAUGAUUAUGUUACAUUUAUGUAAUUUAAUAGCGAUUGUGGUUAAAGAAACAAUUUGUUUAGAUUCUAAUUGAUAAACAGUUUUCUUUUCUUCGCUGUUGGUAUCAUCACUGUUUUUUCAUAUUCUCUUUCAGUUGAGUUGACAUGUUUUCUAAAUACUGUAUUAAUGUCUAAAGACCAACUGAUAUUAAUACUUUUAUUGCUUCAUAAGAGAUACUUGAAGAAAAAAGUUUAUUCAUAACUAUUGGAAUAUAUAGAAUCCACUUGAAGGAAUUUGUAUCUUUUGCUGAUAAUCAAACGGAUUUAGAGAUGUUAACGUUUUUCCAUCAAUUUUUCCUUUCAAUCAAUUCUUUCUCAAAUUCUUUAAUUGUGAAAGUUUUCUGGUAUUUUGCUGAUUGUUACUUGUUGAUUAUCUCCUUUGAAACUUUCAUCAUUACCAUGGAAGCAAGAAAUUAUCUUACUGAUGAUGAGAGUGAUAAUCAUUGUAAAAAUAAUAAAGAAAGUGACCAAAGAAAUGUGUUGGUUAAUCUUGGAAAAUUAGUGACCAUUGAUGGAAAUUGUUAUGACGAUCACAAUAUUAAGUUGAGUGAUUUGAUUAAUUUGGAAACUGAUAAUGAUUUGCCUCAAGUUGAUGUCGCGAACUGGAACUACGCGAAACGAUUUCCUUUCAUUCUAAAAUGGCUCGACAAUUUCUGGUUCUAUAACGAAAUCGCAAUCAAAAAUGGACGCAUAGUGAAAUCGUCAUUACCGAGUUAUAUUUCUAAGAAAAAUAUUUUUAAUAUUAAGCGACGCUCAAAGGCUUCAAGACAAGUCAAUCCAAAUCCUCGAGUCUUUGCUCAUGUACAAAAUGAAGUACCUUGGCCUGAAUCGGAUCUCGAACCAUUAUUGACCCCUGUUCUAUCCGAUACAAUAAUAAGACGAGUUCUCAAAGGGAUGUCACAAGGAAAACUCUACAACAUUGAUUACAAGAAGCUGAGUAAAAUUUUCAUACAUCGAAUCAGGAUGGAUAAAGAUGAACGUGCCAAAUGCCCACUUUGCGAUAAUAAGUACGAUAACAAGCUAAAUGCCAUUAAGCACAUUGAAAGUAUUCACACGAAUUUCGCUUGUUUUUGUGGUUCAUGUGGACAAAUCUAUUUACGACGAGCUUUAUGUUUAACUCACGAAUGCACAAAGAGAUGAAAGUGGCCUGGAACUUACUCAGAGCAACUUCUAUAAUAAUUAACUAGCGAACGAAUAAUUUGUUACAAAUCAAAUAAUUUCUAUAUUCAAUAAAAUGGUUAAGUUUCAACGACAUCGAUCCUAAGACCGAUUCAUAAUCUAA
Messenger RNA from Panonychus citri (citrus red mite), 1409 nucleotides. RefSeq lists its product as uncharacterized. The transcript is spliced from 3 exons. NCBI's taxonomy places the organism in Eukaryota, Metazoa, Arthropoda, Arachnida, Trombidiformes, Tetranychidae. The record is from RefSeq and is a predicted model, not a curated record. The coding region runs from base 398 to 1267 and encodes 289 amino acids.